Messenger RNA from Impatiens glandulifera, 1425 nucleotides. Its product is annotated as transcription factor DIVARICATA-like. Bases 466 to 1275 code for a protein of 269 amino acids. Gene Ontology annotation, molecular function: DNA binding. The record is from RefSeq and is a predicted model, not a curated record. The transcript is spliced from 2 exons. NCBI's taxonomy places the organism in Eukaryota, Viridiplantae, Streptophyta, Magnoliopsida, Ericales, Balsaminaceae.
AUCAGAAAGUAGCAGCCAUAUAGUCAGCCAAUAGUCCAGUCCCUUUACCUACCCACCCUUAAUAAUUUGCUGGAAGAAAACAAAGCUAGAACGAAUUCGAACGCUUUCUUUUCUCACUAUAAGACUCCAACAAAGCUUCAUUCUCAAGAUCAACUGCCCUUUCUUCCUUGGAUUCUUGAGAAUCAACCACUUUUUUCAUCUGGGUUUAUGUUUUAAACCAUUUCCCCUAAUUAUUGCAUCUAGGGUUGCUUUUCUUUUCGUGAAAUUUCAAAGAUUCUUUUGAUUCCGAAAGGUGGGCGUUGUUUUAGAUUCUUCAACUCAACUUAUGCUGUUACUCUGAAAGAAAAUAAAAGAAAAGAAGUAUUCUGAUUCUGAUUCUUCUUUUUUUUAUCCCCUUUUUGCAUCUCAUCUCAUCUGUCCUGUCUGUUUGUUAUUAAGUCAUUGAAUUGAAGGAGCUAACAUAACAUGGUGGAAAUGGAGAGUCUUUCUUGUUUGAUGCAAGAGAAUAAUAGUUUGAAGAAGAUGAUAAGAUGGAGUAAAGAAGAGAACAAAAUGUUUGAAAGAGCUAUAGCUAUGUUUGAUGAGGAAAUUCCAGACAGAUGGCAAAGAAUAGCAGCCAUGAUUCCUGGAAAAUCAGUUUCAGAUGUUAUGAAACAGUACAGUGAAUUGGAAGCAGAUGUUUGUGAUAUUGAAGCUGGAUUAGUUCCAAUUCCUGGUUACUUCUCAUCCUCUUUUACAGUAGAGAUGAUGGCCAAUUGUCGCGUUUUUGGUCCUUUGAGAUCAACAAAGAGACCUUUCAUUAACAGAUCUUCUUCAUCAUCUUCUGAUCAUGAGAGGAAGAAAGGGAUACCAUGGACAGAAGAAGAACACAGACGGUUUCUCAUGGGACUUGAAAAGCAUGGAAAAGGAGAUUGGAGAAACAUUUCAAGGAAUUAUGUCAUAUCCAAGACACCAACUCAAGUGGCAAGCCAUGCUCAAAAGUACUUCAUAAGGCAGAAUUCUCUUGGCAGCAGCACUGGCGGCAGCAGCAGCAGCAACGGUGGUGGUGGUGGCGGUGGCAAAGAUAAAAGGCGGCCAAGCAUUCAUGACAUAACCACCUUCCAUAUCAGUAGUAGUAGUUCAGCCUCCAUGUACAAGAAAAGUGGAAACAAAUCCCAAUCGUCGUCAAACGGGCAGACAAUUAACUCGCCAAACGCGUUUCUUAACUGGACUCGGGGUCGUGGUGACACAUUCGCUCAAUAUCCACCUUACGGGUUUGCAUCAAACAUGGCCUGAAGUUUAUGGAUGAAAUUAAUUUUGACACUGUUCAUUGUUCAAGAUAAAUAUGACUUCAAGUGAGGUUUCUAUGAAUGUCUCAUUGAUGAUACCAAGAAUAUUUAUGUGUCAAAUAGUUUCUUUCUGUCUAAAAUGGUUUAGUUUUCUAUU